Molecule: messenger RNA, 1739 nt
Organism: Capsicum annuum
Lineage: Eukaryota; Viridiplantae; Streptophyta; Magnoliopsida; Solanales; Solanaceae
Product: rhodanese-like domain-containing protein 8, chloroplastic
Exons: 8
Coding region: 122-1387 (421 amino acids)
Source: RefSeq, a predicted model, not a curated record
GCUAUCCAUUAAAAUGUUACAUUCCUUUGUUCUUCUGCCCAAUACAAUAUUGAAUACAUAGUACAAAAUAGUUGAAAACAGCGUUGUAUUAUUUGAGUAAGCUUGUAAGUUUGGUGAUGCCAUGAGCUCGUUUACAGUGUUGAACGUGGCAAAGCCAUUUUUACGUGAACCAAUUACUUCUUCUCCCAAUAUUGUUACUGCUUUUGUCCCACACCCAAAGAUUGUUGCUACUAGUUUUAAUACUAGGAAGAGGGUUUUCCCGUUGUCUUGUUGGAAAUGCAAUGAAAACUUAUUAUCUAGUUAUGCGUGUUCAAAUGAAAUUGAUGAUGAGGAAGAAUUUAUAGUGGUAAAUUUCUACCGCUUUGUUUUCAUUAAAGACCCAGAAGAGGAGGUCAGCAAACACCUUUCCUUUAUGGAGGGACGAGAUAUACAUGGCCGCAUAUAUUUAAGCAAACAGGGAAUUAAUGCACAGUACAGUGGCCCAAAAAAAGAUUCCCUUGCUUAUGUUAAGUGGGUAAGGGAAGACUGCAGAUUUUCUGGUGUACUUGUUCAGAUCUCUUCAGCAUCUAAUGGGCAUGCCUUUCCAAGAUUGAAGCUGCGUUAUAAGCCCUCUCUUGUACAGUUGGAAGGAGGGAUUUCUCACCUUCCUUUGCUUGAUCCAUUAAUGAGAGCGGCACCUUUGGCACCAUCUGAAUGGAGGAAGAAAUUGGAAGCUGUAAAUAACACUAAUAAGUCAUCACAUGAAAAAUUCAAUCCCAGUUGUAUACUUCUUGACGUGAGAAACGGUUAUGAAUGGGAUGUUGGGCAUUUUCAAGGAGCUCAGCGGCCGGACGUUGAUUGUUUCCGGGCCACUUCAUUUGGGCAGUCUGAGUCAGAGAUGAUUGCCUCUGAUCCUUUAGUAGCUGUUGAUAAGGAUAGAACUGAUAUAUUAAUGUACUGCACUGGAGGUAUCCGCUGUGACGUAUAUUCUGCUAUACUACGAAAGCAAGGUUUUAGACGAUUAUACACCUUGAAGGGCGGUGUUUCUCAUUAUCUUGAGAGUGAAGGUUCUGUAGGAUGGGUUGGGAAUUUAUUUGUAUUUGAUGCCCGUCUUUCUCUACUACCUUCUACUUACGAUCCUGCAGUGGAGAUCGAAGCAAGCACAAUACCAGAAGGCUCCCUGGAUGACUCAUUUGCCAAAUGCUACAUCUGUGGUUCACAAGUCUCUGAGUUGAGGCACCGCAAUUGUGCAAACCUUGAUUGCAACCUACUUUUCCUAUGCUGUGCAGGCUGUGUGAAACAUUUAAGGGGAUGUUGCUCUAUUCAAUGCACAUCCGCACGCCGACUCAGGCCGGUGCUGACAGGUCAUCAGAGAUACCAAAAAUGGCAUAAUUAUCGUGAUUUUUAGUUGCAAAGGUGGUGACAUCUUGAUCAGUGAUUGGUGUCCAUAUCUUUGAAAUUGAGUGGUUCCGGCACUGAAAAUGCAGAUCUCCAGUCCAGUAAAUUGCUGGUGAGACCGAAUGGCAGAUUCAGGGAAAAGCUAACCCUCUUCAUAUCUACUACUAAUUCUGUGUUACCUGAAGAUUUCAAAGACAAGUUUUCACUUCAAUUAUUAGUUCUGUUUUCUUUAAUGCGUUAUGAAUGUCCAUCAGACUGAAAAUUAGGUUUAGUGCCCGUAGAAAAUACUAAGAACGUACGGGUUUGGCAGUUUGUCUUUUCACUAAUUAUUAUAUAUUGAAGGUUGAAUUUUUAUUAGUUGC